Molecule: messenger RNA, 725 nt
Organism: Pisolithus orientalis
Lineage: Eukaryota; Fungi; Basidiomycota; Agaricomycetes; Boletales; Pisolithaceae
Exons: 8
Coding region: 1-627 (208 amino acids)
Biological process (GO): protein phosphorylation
Cellular component (GO): nucleus; cytosol; EKC/KEOPS complex
Molecular function (GO): protein serine/threonine kinase activity
Source: RefSeq, a predicted model, not a curated record
AUGCGCAUUGUGCACAACUCCUUGAUGUCCCCAUCGCCGACACGGCGCUUACUUGACUCUGUAGUCUACAAGGCGUAUCUCAGGGAUUCUGAGUGGCGACAGAAAGCGAAGCACGCCGAUCAUGACACUUGCUCGACGGCAGAGGACAUGGCUCCAAUGUUACUCAAGUCUGAUGUGAACAUGCCUGGAAUCAGAAUGGUGGGUGUGCUGGGCCUGGAGUGGGUCGACGGGAAAUCAGUGCGAGUCUUACUUCCGGGAGGGUCAGAGGUUAUGGUGAGCCAGGAUUCCGAUGCAACUGAUGGCAUUGGCCCCGAUCGUGCAAAGAUGCACAUCGUGAACAUCAUUCAUGGCGACCUGACAACUUUGAAUAUGAUACUCUGCAGGGGGGACAAGGACUUGGUGCUGAUCGACUUUGGGCUCGCUUACCAUUCUUCGCUGGUGGAGGACAAAGCGGUAGACCUCUAUGUCCUCGAACAUGCUUUCGCAUCAACGCAUCCAGACGCAGAGCCGCUCUUCAACUCAGUUCUCGCUUCAUACGAGAAACACCUCGGAAAGCACUGGUCCGUAAUCAAGAAACAGUUGGAUGACGUUCGCCUCAGAGGUAGAAAAUGCAGUACGGUAGGUUAAUUCUGGGUCAUAAAGGAAACCUAUAAUCUAUUAGGACCUCGGUAUUUUGUUUUGUCUUCCCAUCUGCCUUCGCACCGGCAGUAUUUUCAAAUCCCUUU